CAUUGUUUCUCAUGGUGUUUAUCUAUAUGGUUAAAUGAAUGUAUUCCAUCAUUAUUAAAAUUUACUCAAAUCCUAAUUCAAUUAUGGCAAUUCUAUGCUCAUCUACUUAUUGUUCAUUUAAAAAAUGAAUUAAAUUUUAAUUUACUGAAUAUAAAACAAGUAGUAUAUGAUGAAAUUUUAAAAAAAGAUGAAUUGAUUAAUUCAUUAAUUGAUUUAUUAAGACAAAGUUCAACAGAACAAAUAAUUAAUGAAAAAUUACAAGAAGUAAUUAAUUUAUUCAAUGAAAUUAGUGUAAAAACAAAGAACAACUAAUUGAAGUG
Schistosoma bovis is the source of this 320-nucleotide messenger RNA. Lineage: Eukaryota; Metazoa; Platyhelminthes; Trematoda; Strigeidida; Schistosomatidae. The record is from the annotation of a GenBank genome assembly.